This is a messenger RNA of Girardinichthys multiradiatus, 2018 nucleotides long. RefSeq names its product endonuclease, polyU-specific C (gene endouc). Lineage: Eukaryota; Metazoa; Chordata; Actinopteri; Cyprinodontiformes; Goodeidae. Bases 97 to 1035 code for a protein of 312 amino acids. Gene Ontology annotation, molecular function: RNA endonuclease activity. The record is from RefSeq and is a predicted model, not a curated record. The transcript has 8 exons.
GCAGAGUGUUGUAUACUGGGUGGAGACUGGACUCAGUUAAACAUUAGUGAAUGCUCUGCUGUAGCGUGAACUGUAUAAGGGAAGAGUUCGGUUAUCAUGGCUGUAAGGCUCGGUGGAUUCCUCUUUCUUGCAGUGCUUCUCAGCGCAGUAGAUGCAUCAAGACCAGCUAUAAACCAGGAGUUAUCCAACCUUUUCAAUGAGCUCUGGAGGCUGGAUGUGAACCGCUUGAAGCCUGGAAUAGACUACACGAUCUCUGUUCAGGGUAGAGCAGGAUUUGUGAACCAGGGCAGCCAUAGUGUACUGGAUCACGCCUCACUGCCUCUGUUCUCCAAUGUAAACGAGAACAAACUGAGGAAUACAACCACCUUUUCUUGCUUCAUGAAACUCCUGGACAACUAUGAGCGGUCGACAGGCAUCACAGAACGGGUCACUCCAGAGGAGCUGACAGAAAUUAAUCUUUUCCUGGAUGUUGUUUUAGAGACUCAAAUCAUGAAGCGUGCUCAUCAGUACCUGGUGAGCAAAGGGAAGUCCAGCUUUGACUCCAGGCAGUUUAAGAAUCAGCUCAACUUGAUCUGGUUCCAUCUGUACCACCGACAGAGAAACACGGGCCCAGACUCUUGUGGAUUUGAACACGUCUUUGUCGGUGAAACCAAAUCUGGAACAGAAAUAAUCGGAUUUCACAACUGGGUCCAGUUCUACCUGCAGGAGAAAAACAGCCACUUGGACUACAAAGGGUACAAGGCCAGAGACCAGGACUUGCCCGAUCACGACGACCACGUCCUGAACCUGCAGUUCAGCUGGCACGGCGUGGUGAAGCCCGUCGGCAGCGCCUUCAUCGGCACCAGCCCGGAGUUUGAGAUGGCAGUCUUCACCAUCGUCUUCCUCAUGAACACAGAGCGAAGCACCACGGUGCUGGUCAACAUCGACCAGUGCCAGAUGGAGCUGGUGGUCAUCAGGCAGGGCCGCUGUCUGGGGACGGCGUACCCCAAACUGCUCAGCAGCAACAGCAGACACGUCGGGGUGAACUCACACUGACUCCGGCCGCACCUGGAGUUAUUUUUACCUAAAAACAGGCGGUGAAAUCUACAUCCAUCAGGAGAAUCAUAAUCUGUACUUAUUCAACCAUGUAUCUAAGGCUUUUAAUAAAAUAUUUCUGUUGGUUUUAUGAGAAGAACAGGAUUUAUUUGAAAAGGUGUAAUGGGUUAGGCUAUUUUAUUCCCAUGAAUAAAAACAAUCCUAAAUGUUUUAGUGAUCCAAAAAUGUUAAUUCCCAUUGAAAUAAAAGUAUUAACUGUAGAAAAGUAUCCUUUAAAGAGUGUUAUAUCAUUAAUGUCUUUGUAUUUGAGCAGCAUUAACAUGAGCAGCUGAUCUAUAAGUCAUACCACUUUCUUGUCUUGGUGAAUUUAAUUUUUUACAUUGAAGCUGAUAAGCAGGGUGUUGAAAUGCUUUGACAUGACAAAAAUCUUUGUUUUUUUAAGGUCUCUGAAUAUUGCCAAAGAGUUCUUAGUCUUCUUCCAUAAGAUUUUAGAAGACUGUCUUCUCUUCAGGUCACCUUACAGGUGUUGGAUUCAGGUCUUUAGAUGACAACGACCUUAAAGAAGGUUGAUUUAGAUUCUAGUCAACCCUUUCUGUGAUGAUUUGGCUAUAUGUUCUGGACCAUUACUCUGCUGAAAGACCCUAUGAUGACCCAUUUUAAGUUUUCUGGUUGAAGCCACCAGAUUUUAUUGUUUGAAUGUUCAGUUAAUUAAAGAGAUCACAGUGUCAAUGAUUACAACAAUGAUACUGAUAAGAAACUUUAAACUGCCAGUAGUGAGGUUGGAAAUGUUCUUGCUUUUAUCUUUAUGUUUUACUGGAUCUACAAUAAACAGAUAGUCUAAACUCUUCCUCUUUUAUGACUGCAGAUCUGUGAUCCAACUUCUUUGCUCUCUGCAGUUGCACCUCUUUGCAUUACAUCACUGUAACCUCCUUUAAAUAAGGUUUAUAUAUGGCUUAUCUCUAAAUAAAAUGCAUUUCCUUACA